UUCACGCGUCUCGAUCGUCCAUCUAUACUUACAACCCCCCACUUUUAGUGACUCAAAAAAUCCCUUAGGAUCAAGACUCAUACUCUACUGAUCUCACACGAAGUUCACAAUCUAUAAAAUUCCUGAACGCCCCUCAAGACCAACACCACCCACCACGCGCCUUAAAGUACCACCUCCUCACCACCCCCGCAGUACUCACCCACCAUGGUGUCUACCGACGUCAAAUCAUUCCAAGAAUACCUCAAGGGGAGCAAGCGGAUAAUGGCGCUCCUAGGAGCCGGCAUCUCCGCCUCAUCGGGCCUCCCAACAUUCCGCGGCGCCGGUGGGCUCUGGCGCUCGCACGACGCAACAGAGCUAGCCACACCAGAGGCCUUCGAGGCGAACCCGGACCUGGUGUGGCAGUUCUACAGCUAUAGGAGACAUAUGGCGCUCAAGGCGCAACCGAAUCGUGCACACUAUGCGCUGGCGGAGCUGGCGAGGAAGAACAGGGAGUUUGUCACAUUGAGUCAGAAUGUUGAUGGCCUUUCACAGCGAGCAAGUCACCCCCUCGAGCAACUUCAUCUCCUCCAUGGGAAUCUGUUUACGGUUAAAUGCACCUCCUUCUACUGCAAGUAUUCUCGCGAGAACGAUUUUACGGAUCCGAUUGUCCCUGCACUUGCGAUACCGAGAAACUUUCCCGAACCGGUUCCCUCGUCGGAUGAUAAAACAGGCGAGGAGGCGUCACAGUCGCUAUAUCAGGCCAUGGGAAGAGGUCAGGAAGAGGGACAACAUGGAGAAACAGAGCUAGACAUCUCUGACGAGCGCAUCCCACUUGAGCCAUUACCUCUUGAUGUGCUCCCGCAAUGCCCAGAGUGCAAAGAAGGUCUAUUACGGCCGGGCGUCGUCUGGUUUGGGGAAGCUCUGCCGUCACAUACGUUGGAUUUCGUGGAUGAUUGGAUGUCGCAGGGGAAGAUCGAUCUGAUGCUGGUCAUUGGGACGAGUUCGAGGGUUUGGCCGGCCGCAGGCUAUGUUGAUAAGGCGAGGUCAAAAGGAGCGAGGGUUGCAUUGGUGAACAUGGAUCCAAAUGAUUUGGCGAAAGGGAAGCUUACAUCGAAUGAUUGGUUUUUCGAGGGCGACGCGGGCGCCAUUGUGCCAGAGAUUUUGAAGAGUGUCAUUGGAGAGGUUUGAUCGGCGUUGAUCGCUUGGACUGAGUUAUGAGUAAUGGAGUGAUUAGAAGCGAGGAUGCAAUUUUUUGCUGUAUGUUUAGCGAUCAUGGACACCAUAGUGGAAAGUGCCCUUGCUUUUAUAGAGAUCUCGUGCGAUGAGUGACGAAUUGGGCGUUUGUUUGGAUAGGUACCUAGGCACUUAGUACCUUGAACUGGAA
Aspergillus versicolor CBS 583.65 is the source of this 1363-nucleotide messenger RNA. Its product is annotated as SIR2 family NAD-dependent protein deacylase. The record is from RefSeq and is a predicted model, not a curated record. Bases 205 to 1167 code for a protein of 320 amino acids. The transcript is spliced from 2 exons. Gene Ontology annotation, molecular function: NAD+ binding; protein-malonyllysine demalonylase activity; protein-succinyllysine desuccinylase activity. Lineage: Eukaryota; Fungi; Ascomycota; Eurotiomycetes; Eurotiales; Aspergillaceae.